GUGGUGCGAGCGGCGCCGGCUUCCAGCCCCGAGGGCGGCCGAGCCAUGAGCGAGCCGCCGGCCGAAGUGCUCGCCUUCCUCCGCGAGCACCCGAGUCUGCGGCUGGAGCCCGGCGCCGCUAAGGUGAAAUGCGCUCUCACCGGCCACGAGUUGCCCUGCCGUCUGCCCGAGCUCCAGGUCUACACCCGCGGCAAGAAGUACCGGCGGUUGGUCAGCGCCUCUCCGGCCUUCGACUACGCGGAGUUCGAACCGCACAUCGUGCCCAGCACCAAGAACCCGCACCAGCUGUUCUGCAGACUCACCCUGCGGCACAUCAACAAGGUCCCCGAGCAUGUGCUGAGGCACACCCAGGGCCAGCGGUACCAGAGAGCUCUGCGUGAAUAUGAAAGGUGUCAGAAGCAGGGCGCGGAGUACGUGGCCGCCUGCCUCCUGCACAGGAGGAGGAGGAGGGAGGACCAGGUGGACGGUGCCGGGCCGCCUCGCCGGGGAGAAGCCUUCUGGGAACCUUCGUCCGGUGAGGACGGCGCAGCUGCAAGUGACAGUGAUGACAGCAUGACAGACCUGUACCCGCCCGAGCUGUUCACCAGAAAGGACCCGGGAGGGACUGAACACGGGGACGGCACUGAGGACUUUCUGACCGAGGGGGAGGACGAGAGGCCAAGGGGCCUGACAGAGACGGGCCCUGGGGGCAGAGAAGAGACGCGAGGGGACCAGGAGCCUGUCCUCAAGCGCCGGAAGAGACAGUUGGGCUCGGCGAAGAAGUUCAGACGUCACCACCGUAAACCCAAGAGCUUCAGCAAUUUUAAACAGUCAGGUUAAUAAACGGCUGCCGGAGAAAAGCACGUGUGGAAAGCUUUUCCGGAGUCCUUCAGGUCCUCGA
Molecule: messenger RNA, 880 nt
Organism: Prionailurus viverrinus (fishing cat)
Lineage: Eukaryota; Metazoa; Chordata; Mammalia; Carnivora; Felidae
Gene: SURF2
Product: surfeit 2
Exons: 6
Coding region: 46-819 (257 amino acids)
Source: RefSeq, a predicted model, not a curated record